Ictidomys tridecemlineatus (thirteen-lined ground squirrel) is the source of this 1816-nucleotide messenger RNA. It is a transcript of the gene Asic5, whose product is annotated as acid sensing ion channel subunit family member 5. Gene Ontology annotation, biological process: sodium ion transmembrane transport. Gene Ontology annotation, cellular component: plasma membrane. The record is from RefSeq and is a predicted model, not a curated record. NCBI's taxonomy places the organism in Eukaryota, Metazoa, Chordata, Mammalia, Rodentia, Sciuridae. Gene Ontology annotation, molecular function: ligand-gated sodium channel activity.
CAAAUGGCAGAUAACCAACUGACUAUGAGGCCUACUGAGCAUACCAACAUAUAACUUAAUGCAUCAUAAGGACUCCACCUAUGCUGGGGAAAGAUGGUGGGAAGAAUAAAGGAAGACAGACAAAGCAAGGAAGACAGGAUGGGGAGGCCACAAAAUGAAUAUUGUCAUAAUGAAAAUUUGAUACACCCUGAGGACUCCUGCUUACUGAAAUCACAAAUGGAGCAGACGGAGAAACCAAAAGGAUAUGCUGAGAAAGGACUCUUAGGAAAGAUAAAGCUUUACCUUUCAAAGAAACCACUGCCAUCUGCCACUGACCGAAAGAAGUUUGACCAUGACUUUGCCAUCUCCACUUCGUUUCAUGGGGUGCAUAAUAUUGUUCGGAACCGAAGCAGAAUUCGCAAGGUGAUCUGGUUGGUGGUGGUGCUGGGCUCCGUCUCACUAGUGGUGUGGCAGAUCUACAGUCGCUUGAUCAACUAUUUCACAUGGCCAACCACAACAUCUAUUGAGGUUCAAUAUGUGGAAAAAAUUGAGUUCCCGUCUGUGACAUUCUGUAAUUUGAACAGGUUCCAAACAGCUGCUGUAGCCAAAUUUGGAAUCAUUGUUUUCUUAUGGCAUACUGUAUCCAAAGUUCUCCAUCGUCAGGAAAUCGGUGUCAAUUCUACUGGUUUUAAAGAGGCUAUUGAUUUUAUUGAGAGCCACCAAAACUUCAGUGUCACAGAUUUUAUCAAGAAUAAUGGUUUUUAUCUCAACAAUAGCACUUUGCUGGCAUGUGAAUUUUUUGGAAUACCAUGUGGCCCAAAGGACUUUAAACAUGUCUUCACUGAAUAUGGAAAUUGCUUUACUUUUAAUCAUGGUGAAAAUAUCCAAGGAUGGAAAAAAGUGAGUGUCUCUGGAAGAGGCUUAAGCCUGAUCUUCGAUGUCAAUCAGGAGGAGUUUACUGACUCCCCAGGCCUGGGUUUUGCUGAUGCUGGGAUCAUCUUUGUUAUUCACUCACCCAAGAAGGAGCCUCAGUUUGUUGGCCUAGGGUUGUGCUCUCCCGUGGGAAUGCACACGCGGGUAACCAUCCGCCAGCUGAAGACAGUUCACCAAGAAUACCCUUGGGGAGAAUGCAAGCCUAACAUCAAGCUCCAGAAUUUUCGUCACUACAGCACUUAUGGUUGUUUGAAAGAAUGCAAAGCCCAGCUCAUAGAAAAGCGAUGCGGAUGUUUGCCUUUCCUGCUUCCAGGAAAUGGGAUAGAAUGUGACCUACAAAAAUACUACAACUGUGUUUCUCCUAUGCUUGACUACAUUGAAUUUAAGGGAUUAUGUACAAUGGGAACCCACAAUUCUAGCUGCCCUGUUUCUUGUGAAGAAACUGAAUACCCCACUACCAUUUCUUACUCAUCUUUUCCAAGUCAAAAAGCUUUAAAAUAUCUUUCCAAGAAGUUGAAUCAAAGCCAGGAUUAUAUCAGGGAGAAUCUUGUGAACAUUGAAAUAAACUAUAGUGACUUAAACUAUAAGAUAACUCAGCAACAAAAAGCAGUGAGUGUAUCUGAGUUACUUGCAGAUGUUGGCGGUCAGCUGGGCCUGUUUUGCGGAGCCAGUAUGAUCACAAUUAUAGAAAUUAUUGAAUAUUUAUUUACCAAUUUCUAUUGGAUAUGCAUUUUCUUUUUGCUGAAGAUACCUGAAAUGACUCAGAGGCCUCCUCCAUCUCAGAAUCAUCUGGGGAAUAAAAAUCAGAUAGAAGAGUGCUAAUGUUCAGUUAGAAUAAAAGUCUUUGUUUUUUUUCUUCUCAAUACCUUCAGAUUUUUUAUGGCUAAUUCAUUGUUCUGUUACU